UCGUGAGCGCGUUUGAUAUUGUGUUUCGUGAUUGAAUCCCGUUAGAAUUGUCGAAAUCUUUGUAUCACCGUGCCUCGUCAAGUCGCCACCAAGAAAAGAUUCUUUUCGUCUCGCGGUGAAUCGUCUUCAACAAUUGCAAGAUUCUCAACGAGUGAAUCCUGUGUUCGAAUCGACGUCGCAAUCAGUCGCGAUUGCCGUAGUGUGAUCAAAAGAAAAUGGCCGCCGCCGCGGCUGCCGCGCUGCUCGAUGAGCUUAUGGGCAGAAACAGGAAUGUCUUGCCCAAUGAAAAACCCAAAGAACUCAACUGGGAAGAUCCCGAGUUUUGUAAGCUGUAUCUGGUGAAAUUUUGUCCGCAUGAUUUAUUCGUUAACACAAGAGCAGACUUAGGUGCAUGCCCCAAGGUACACGACGACGAGGCCAGGGAACUGUUUGAAAAGGCGCCGCAUUCAUAUCGUAAACAGCAAUACGAGGAUGAGUUUAUCAGGUAUUGUCAGAGUAUGUUAAACGAAGUGGAGAGAAAAAUCAUAAAGGGAAAGCAGCGAUUGGCACUGAUUGGGAGAACAGAAGCACCGACGUUAACUCCAGCCCAAACUCAGAGGAAUGAGGAACAGAUCGCUCUACUAACAGAGAAAAUUAAUAAGUUGGUUGAAGAAGCCGAGCAAAGUGGAAUUCAAGGUAAUGUAGAGCAAGCACAGGGCCUAAUGCGUCUUUGCGACCAGUUGAAAGAAGAACGCGAAACUCUGAGGAAAUCCAAUGAUAACAGUCAUUAUAACCAAACUGCUGAGCUAGCAGCCGCACAGGAGAAACAAAUGGAGGUAUGCGACGUAUGUGGUGCAUUUCUUAUCGUGGGUGAUGCUCAGCAGCGGAUUGAUGAUCAUCUAAUGGGAAAACAACACGUGGGCUAUGCCAGGCUAAAGAGCGCUCUUCAAGAGAUUAUGAACAAGCGUGAGAAGGCGCGCGACGAGAAAGAACAAAGAAGAGAGGAGGAACGGAAGCAAAGAGCACGAGCAAACGAGGAGCUCGACCGACGACGAAGAGAUGGCGAUAGAGAUAGAGAUCGCGACAGAGAAAGAGACAAGCGUCGCAGGCGAAUGGAUGACGACAAGAGCCGCCAUGAUUCAGGCGGUCAUAGCAGAAAUAUGAUGUUCAAGAAUCGAAUGAGCCAAUGUAACGGGGAUGUUGCUUAUUACAGAAAUUCUAGGCAUAGAAGUAGAAGUAGAUCGCGAGAUAAACAUCAUCGAGAUGAAGAUAGUCAUCGACGUCACGGUCGAGAUAAAGGGAGUCGUGAUCAUCGUAGUUCCAGCCAUCAUAACCGUCGCCGUCACCGCUCGCGAAGUCGAAGUCACAAGUAACUUCUCUUGAUUGGUACUCUAUUGAUCCAGGUGAGUUGCCAUUCCGAUGCACAUAAUACAUAUACAUGAUAAUAUAAUCUGUGAUGUUUGAAGCGCCGCGUAAGUCACACAGCAAGUUCAUUUCACUCUCUCUGAAAUACACUCUGUUUCUCUCCGCCUCUCUCUGUCUAAUCUUCCAGAAUAGUCAUGCUUUCAUGAAAAAUGAACGCGCUGUAAUAUAAAAUUCGAGAAACAAAUUAUGUUCUUUCGUUUUUUCCUUAACAUCAAAAUUUGUUAGUGACGCAAUCACGUAUAUAGAGCUGGGUUAUCAAUAAUAAAAUGUACAGAAUGUAAUAGGUACACUUAUUGUUAUAUAGAGUGUUGUAAAUAUAUUAUAUAUAAAAAGACAAAAUGCUUUGGCGUAAUGGUACUAUGAUAUGCUUUUGUAGAAUUAAAAUCGAGAAAAUUAAAUUUAAAUUUGUUU
Molecule: messenger RNA, 1815 nt
Organism: Mycetomoellerius zeteki
Lineage: Eukaryota; Metazoa; Arthropoda; Insecta; Hymenoptera; Formicidae
Product: luc7-like protein 3
Exons: 8
Coding region: 216-1352 (378 amino acids)
Biological process (GO): mRNA splice site recognition
Cellular component (GO): U1 snRNP
Molecular function (GO): mRNA binding
Source: RefSeq, a predicted model, not a curated record